Messenger RNA from Ipomoea triloba (trilobed morning glory), 573 nucleotides. RefSeq lists its product as uncharacterized. The coding region runs from base 1 to 573 and encodes 190 amino acids. The record is from RefSeq and is a predicted model, not a curated record. NCBI's taxonomy places the organism in Eukaryota, Viridiplantae, Streptophyta, Magnoliopsida, Solanales, Convolvulaceae. Gene Ontology annotation, cellular component: plasma membrane. The transcript has a single exon.
AUGGCUCCAAAAAGUCGAAGACUCUGUUGUUUCACCACCGCUCUGCUUUUGAUCGUCAUUGUCCUCGCCGCCGUCUGCGCCGCUCUGUUCCACACAAUCUUGAAACCCCGGCCGCCGGUGGUCAUUCCCCACCCCACGCGCCUCCGCAACGUCACCGUCGCGCUGUUCCCGGAGCCGAGCCUGAGCGCGUCGCUGAACAUGACGAUCACCAUCAAGAACCCCAACUACGGCGACUGCUCGUACCGGAAAGCCACCGCCGAGGUGUACUAUCGCGGCACUCCGGUGACGGCGCUGCCGCUCGCCGACGGCGCGGUUCCGGCGAAGGGGCAAAUCGACGUCGUCGCGCACGCCGACCUCGUCGGCGGCAAGGUCGUGAGCAGCCCGAGUUUCUUGGCGGAUAUCGGCGCCGGAAGUUUGAAUUUCACGUCGGUGGCGAAAAUGCCGGUGAGGGUUACGGUGUUGAAGAAAUUGAGGUUUCAUGUAAGGGUUAUUAUCAGCUGUAAUAUGUCUGUUAGGGUUUCGGAUCAGUCGUAUGAUGUUUUGUCAACUUGUGCCUCAAAACUCAAGAUCUGA